AAAGAAGAAGCCAGAUCAGUAAAGGAAGUUGCUGGCCACAAGGAGGUGGAGAUGGUCCUGCUCAACUCAGUCCUCCACUUGAGAAUAUCUGAGCAUCUGUUUUUAUUUAUCCUGAUUCUCUCGGGACUGCUGAGUGCCCCAGUGUCCCUAGACAGGGCAUCCUCAACUUCCUGAUGGCCCUGCUGGUCUCACUUCCUGAACAGAAUCUGGCUAUGGCUUGGAUCCUCCUUCUUCUGCUGUUGGCAGCAUGUCUGCACACUGUGGCUUCAGAUUCUCCCUGUCCUUCCCAGGGAAUUCAGCAGGAUAUCAAAAAACGCAGGACUAUGGUGUCAACCAACCAGAACAGCUCACUGGAAUCCAAGGCGGCUCCAUCGAGAUCCCCUUCUCAUUCUACUUCCCCUGGGAGUUGGCCAAGGAUCCACAGAUGAGCAUAGCCUGGAGAUGGAAGGUAUUCUUUGGGGAAGUCAUCUACAACUCCACCCUGCUUUUCCUUCAUGAGCAUUUUAAGGGCCGGCUCAUCAUGAAUUGGACACAGGGUCAGACAUCAGGAGUCCUCAGAAUCCUGAACUUAAAGGCGAAUGACCAGUCCACAUACUUCAGCCGAAUUUUUCUGCAAGCCACAGAAGGCAUGAAGUUGUGGCAGUCUAGAGCUGGAACCAAACUCAUCAUUCAUGGGACCAAGAGAAUCUGGGUCCUGUGUGUUGCUGCAUUGUUUCCUUCAACUUUUCUCUGUUGCUCCCCACAACCCCACUUUUUAAAAUCUCUCAGUACUACCAUGGCGAGCCCCUCCAUCAUCCCCUCUGCAGUCCCCACAGCUGGCCUGGAGAACACAAGGGGCCAGAGGAAUCCAUCACUGCUGAACUUGGGAGCCAUGGUUGGGAUGGUCAUGGCCAAAGUUGUGGUCAUCAUCCCCCUCUAUGGAUGGGUGAUCUUCCUGUGGUGGAAGCAAAGGACAGCAGAGUAAAGCCUAAACCCUAGUAAGGCUCCCCACUGCUAGGAUCUCUCAUCAGGUGAGUUUACAUCACACACCCUGCAUCCCACAGUCUUCCAUGUCUUCUCUCUGGGAGUCAGAGCUCGUGGCUGCAGGAUUCUCCUGUGAAAGUCAUUCUUGGAUAACCCCCACUUCUGCCAUGGGGGCUCGGAUACCCUCUCCUUGGAACCAAGGUCCUCCUGUGUGUCUCUGGGCCUGAGAGCCUGAUUGUGCUGUUCUCUGUCUGCUCAUGGAGUUAUUGACACUUUUAAUAAAUAUGUUACUCCCACCAA
Rattus norvegicus (Norway rat) is the source of this 1263-nucleotide messenger RNA. The record is from RefSeq and is a predicted model, not a curated record. NCBI's taxonomy places the organism in Eukaryota, Metazoa, Chordata, Mammalia, Rodentia, Muridae.